This is a messenger RNA of Mesorhabditis spiculigera, 741 nucleotides long. Lineage: Eukaryota; Metazoa; Nematoda; Chromadorea; Rhabditida; Rhabditidae. The record is from the annotation of a GenBank genome assembly.
AUGUCGGACACGGAGGAGACGAGCAGCGACCAACAACAGCAGCAGCAGCCCUCAUCGGCCGCCAAUUUGCUGAAAAACGCCGAGCGCAUGGAGGCGAUGAACGCGCGCAUCCGGUUACUCGCCCAGAAGAGGAAUGACUCGCGCCGCGCGAACAAGGCCGACGUCGUCGAGGAGGACCGAAAAAUCAAGAACCCGAGGCAUCAGAUCGAGGAGAUGAAGAAGGAGUGGGAGUUGAAGGAUCUCGAGGAAAGACAGCGCUGCGAGGAGGAGGGCGUCGACUUUGAGCGCGCAAAGGCGAUGCGCACCAGCGUCGAAGAGGUCCGCAAACGCGACGUGCUGCUCAAGCGGAAGAAAAACCCCAACAAGGACGCCCUCAUCACUGGAGACUACGAGACGAUGUCGCUGCGGCAAAACGAGCGGCUGACGCGCAACAUCAAGCCCGACUUCAACGAGUACAAGCGGAUGAAGGAGGCCCUGGGCGAAGAGCAGUUCUACCCGGGUUCGAACACGAUCGCCGACGGCCACCACUACCCCACCACGUCGGCCCUCGAUCGACUCGCCACCACCGUGUUGGACAUGCAGAAAACGCGCGAAAAAGUGCAUCGUCGCCGCAUGUUCGACCCCGACCAAGAGGUCACCUACAUCAACGAGAAGAAUCGGGUAUUCAACAAGAAGCUCGACCAAUUCUACGGGAAAUACACGGAGGAUCUGCGCGAGGAUCUCGAACGCGGAACGGCCCUA